GGUUUAUAUAAUAUGAAAAGGAUGCAUAUCAUUACAAAAUACCUUUGUGUUAUUGUAUUGUUCUUUGAUAACUUCACCAUUUGUGCGAAGAUCAAUGAACAUCAGGCUAUUCAAAACCAGACUCUUAAAAUCAGACAAAUAAUGAAAAUGGCCCAGGAAUACAGAGUCAGGAGGGCCAAAACUGAAUUGAUUGUUCAUCCUCAUUACGCUAGUAACAACACCAUCAAUCGGCAUGAUGCCGGAGAUGGCCGAGUUGUUACGAUUGAUGGAACCAUAUCAACCGCAACAUUUUCGUAUGGAACUUACAAUGACCAUGUUGGCACAAAUUCCACGACCACGGAAAGUGAUGAAAGUAGUGAAAAUGAAUUGUCUGGAAAUCAAACAGUGAUAAUGGGAUCUGGUAACAAUACAUCAUUAUCUAGUAACAACACCAUCAAUAAGGAUCAUAAAUUGGAAGAACACCCAAAUCAGAAAACAAACACAUUAGCUGGCGAUGGAUUAGAUGGAACCAUACCAACCGCAACAGUUUUUAAUGUAACUUACAAUGACCAUGUUGGCACAAAUUCCACGACCACGGAAAGUGAUACAAGUAGUGAAAAUGAAUUGACUGAAAUAUCUGGAAAUCGAACAACGAUAAUGACAUCUGGUAACAAUACAUCACCAUCAUUGCCAUCGCAGGCACAAGCACCAUCAUCAUCAUCAUCAUCAUCACCACCAUCAUCAUCAUCAUCUUCGGCCUUUUCCCCAUUAUUCUCAGCGGCAUCAUCAACAAUAUUUUCAACAGCCACAACAUUCAAAGUAACAGCGCCAUCAUCGUCCAUUGUCACAACCAAGUCUUCCUCAUCACUCACGGAGACGAACGUAAAAGCAAGAAGAAGAACAACGACGACGACAACAAUUAAACCUUUCAUACCUUCAAGUACUUCAACAACAUUGUUGAAAAGUGCGCUGACUCAAGCAACAGCAAGAGCAAUUACAGUGCCUGCAUUGUCUUUUUCACACAAACUUACAAAUGAACCGAAGCUCAAAACCGACGACAUAACACUUCACCCAUGUGUAUGUGACGACAAUAGCCUCUCUGGCAAUUUCUACACGGGUUCAUCGGUUGCAUCUGCAACGGUAGGGGGAGUGUUUCUCGGCGCUUUUACGAUGAUCCUCAUCUUCUACAUCCGUGGCAAAUGUCGCAGACAUUUCAAUGGUGACUAUAGGAGAGUCCCCAUCGAGUACGAUUUCGAACUCAACCCAAACUUAAGACACCGCUGAUUAAAGUUUAUCAUAUGCGUGGAAACGCAUGGAAUUUAAUCAGUUGAAAAAACAACAACACACAAACCAUUUCUCAUGGAAAACCUUCCGACCUAUUAGACCAAGCAGGGAAAAACAAAAGGCCCGAUAACCAAGAUGACAUCAAUAGCUAGUUAUAAAUGGAACGGUUUUUUUAUAAAGCAAAACAUUAAAGAUGCACUCUUACUCACAGAUAAGAUUUACCAUAAUAAAUAAUAUUAUUUCAAUAUUCCAAAAAGGAUGAAUAAAUGUAAAAACAA
Messenger RNA from Mya arenaria, 1541 nucleotides. RefSeq lists its product as uncharacterized. The transcript is spliced from 3 exons. The coding region runs from base 13 to 1263 and encodes 416 amino acids. Lineage: Eukaryota; Metazoa; Mollusca; Bivalvia; Myida; Myidae. The record is from RefSeq and is a predicted model, not a curated record.